AUGAGUAUAGUGAACGAAUUAACGUACGAUGGCGAAAUUUACCGAUGGACUGGCUCUUUGAGCAAGUUAAAGACCUUUGUUGAGAAAACGCUAAACGCUAAAGGGACAUGGACUUCACCCGGCGGCAACGUCAAACUUUUUAAGGAUGAUGAUUCAGAUCUAAUCAUCAAAUGGUAUGGUCCUCGCUCCAAGAAACUUAUAACCCUUACUGACAACUGCGAUCACCCUUUAAAAUCGAAGCUUGAAUGUCAGGCAACGCUGGGUUUAAGAAAUAACGAGUCAACAUUGGGUUUGGGAAGUAGAGAAACAACUAAAGACGCCAUGACGCCUGAGGUACGUUCAAGCCCUUGCUACUGCUCUUGUAAAUCUGUUGUAACAGAUUUAGAGGGUGUAAAGUUAGACAUGGUAAUUCUCGAGACGUGUUUGGGUUAUACUGUAUAAUCUCUCCCGAUCAAAUGACCAUAGAAAUAAAUUCCCUCCGCAGUAAACAUAAAGAUUUAGAAGCAAUAAUUCGUAAACAGGACGAAGUAAUAAAUAAACUGUACGAAGACAAUACACUUAUUAAGUCAAAAUUGUUAUCCCUUGAAAUGACAAAUCCCAGUGCAUCUAUUAAUGAUUUGAAGAACAAUGCCGUAGCUUAACUAACGAAGUAAUUCAGUUUGCGAAACAAUUAGCGAUAAUGCUAAUGAUCAACAUUUAAAUAAUUCGACCAAGACCAUCAUCAGAACUGCUGCAAACAAUAACAUUAAUGGCCUUACUAACAUCAUUAGCGUUCCUAAUAAUUAUUCCAAAAAUACAACUAUAAACAAUGCAAGUCCAAUUAACUCUAAGACCCCUCAGAUUCAUCAACAAAGUUUACCAACACAUAAAGAGAACAAUGCUACAUGCAAUAAACAAGACGAGAUCACAGCCGUCAAUCAACAGAUUAAACACCAUAAAAACACAAUUCACCCUGACUUAAGUUCUAUACAACAACCUCCAAAGCAUACCAUCCCGUUCCCGUUCCUUCGUAAACGUGGCUGGUGCGCCAAAGGCAAUUUAUGUGAUUUUUUCUACAACACCAAACCUAUAUAUAAUAAUCCUCUACCACCAAAACACCUGGUAUCGUGCCCCUUCUUACAAAAGAAAGGAAGGUGUAAAAAAAGGCUCAUUCUGUGACUUUUUUCACAAUAUUCUACCCCGCUACACUUAUUCACGACCCAACCCUCACCAAACUGUUCCACCUGCUUUUUUUGGUGGGUUCCAGAGUGCCCCGUCCAACCCCAAACCACUUUCCUUGAGGAUGCUACGUACAACAUACCCUCCCCAACCAUUGUUGCAAGUCCCAAUCCACCCACCUAUCCACGCACCACGUUGGGGAAUGUAGAUAAAUCACCCACCUCCCAUGUCCCAGACAACCCCCAAAUCACAACUCCCUUGUCCUGUCCGAUAAAGAUGCCAAUUCAGAUUAGAAUCACCUUACGUAAAACACCCCCCAUAAAAACUGCAAACACUAUUUCGCAUAUUAAUAAUUCAAACAUCGUUCGAAUAACCCCUUUAAUUGCUUCUACUCAGUGCACCAAAGAUUGUGACAAAGGCAUUGCUUUGACUGUUUUAAAUGCACAAUCCUUGAAUAAUAAAGCCGCAAUUUUUAACGAUUUUAUUUGUGAACAUCAACCAGACCUUCUUGCAGUAACUGAAACUUGGUUCAGCGAUAGAGAAUCUGCACCAAAAACUCAGUGUACCCCUGGUGGCUAUAAGUUUUUUGAUCAUCCCCGUUCUGGUUGUCAGGGAGGAGGUACCGGGUUACUUUUUAAAAACAAUCUUCAGGUUGCAUAGGUCGCUGGUGGCGAACGUCAAUCAUUUGAAUACUCGGAAUGGAAAGUUAUAAAUAAAUUUGAUUAUUGUGUACAGAUCACCAUAUUCUGUAGCCCACCCGGUUACCAGUGCUGUAUUCUUUGUGGAAUUCGCAGAAUACCUAGAAUCAAUAGUUCUGAGUGCAGAUCCUCUUCUUAUUGUCGGGGACUUUAAUAUUCAUAUCGAUUCUAAUGAAAACUAUGAUGCUAUCAAGUUCUUGGAACUUUUGCAGAGUUUCAGCCUGACUCAACAUGUUGAAGUCCCCACACAUUCCAGCGGCCACACCUUGAUUUAA
This is a messenger RNA of Paramuricea clavata, 2131 nucleotides long. NCBI's taxonomy places the organism in Eukaryota, Metazoa, Cnidaria, Anthozoa, Malacalcyonacea, Plexauridae. The record is from the annotation of a GenBank genome assembly.